Messenger RNA from Odocoileus virginianus texanus, 3003 nucleotides. Lineage: Eukaryota; Metazoa; Chordata; Mammalia; Artiodactyla; Cervidae. The record is from RefSeq and is a predicted model, not a curated record.
AUGGAGAUGAUUAUCCACCUUGUUGUGCCAGGCCCCAGUGGGAGAGAGCUCAGUUGUCCUCCCGCAGGUUCCAAGGCUGAGGUCCGCCUGUCUGUGCCCCCCCUGGUGGAGGUGAUGAGGGGGGAAUCUGUCACUCUGGACUGCAGCCCCUUGGGGACCCAUGACUAUUUCAUGCUGGAAUGGUUCCUGGUCGACCGCUCCGAGGUCCGCCACCUCCUGGCCUCCGCCGAGCUGCGUGGCUCCGAGCUCCGGGACAAAGUGCUCAACUCCCGGGGCCGCAGCCCCCCAUACCAGCUGGACUCCCGGGGGCGCCUGGUGCUGCCUGAGGCCCAGGUGGCCGAUGAGCGCGACUACGUGUGCGUGGUGAAGGCGGGGGCAGCGGGCACCGCCGAGGCCACCGCCAGGCUCAAAGUGUAUGUCAAACCAGAGGCCCCGGAGGUCUCCUCCUACAAAGGAACCCUGACUGUGAUGAGUGAUUUUGCCGAGGAGAUAGCCACCUGCACCAGCCGCAACGGGAACCCAGUGCCCCAGAUCAAAUGGUAUCGGAAUGGGCAGUCCCUGGCCGUGCCGCUGGAGGUGAACUCUGAGGGCUACGUGACCAUCCGCACUGUCCGGGAGGCCUCCGGCCUGCUGUCCUUUAGCAGCACCCUUUACCUGCGGCUCCACAAGCCUGACAGGGAGGCCAGCUUCCACUGCUCCGCACACUACUACCUGCCCGCUGGCCAGCACGGCCGCCUGGACAGCCCUUCCUUCUCCCUCAACCUGCACUAUCCCACAGAGCACGUGCUCUUCUGGUUGGGCAGCCAGUCCACUGCCGAGGGCUGGGUCCGCGAGGGUGACUCUGUCCAGCUGUUGUGCCGAGGGGACGGCAGUCCCAGCCCGGAGUACACGUUUUUCCGGCUUCAGGACAAGCAGGAGGAUGUGCUAAAAACAAGUCUUGAGGGGAACUUGACGCUGGAGAGGGUACAGCGGAACCAGAGCGGGACCUAUGGCUGCAGGGUGGAGGACUACGACGCCCCCGAGGACGCGGAGCUCUCCAAAACCCUGGAGCUGCAAGUGGCCUACCUGGACUCCCUGGAGCUCAGCACAGGGGAGGAGCUCUCCUUACCUCUGGGUAACAGCACAACCGCGACCUGCUCUGCGCGAGGCCUGCCCACCCCGACCCUAUACUGGACCAAGGACUCAGCACCCGUGGGGGAGGACCCCACACUCUCCCUCCACUCCGUCACCUUCGAUUCCGCCGGCACCUACACGUGUGAGGCCUACAUGCCCAGGAUCCCCCUCCUGAGUCUCACCCGGAGCUUCAGGCUGCUGGUUCAAGGGACACCAGAGUUGAAGGCAAAGGAGACUCAGCCCAAGGUCAAAGGCAGUUGGACCGAAGGAGAUGAAGUCACCCUGAUCUGCUAUGCCCGUGGCUACCCGGAGCCCAAACUUAGCUGGAGCCAGUUGGGCGGCAGCCCCACAGAACCGGCCCCCGGGGGCCAGGGCUGGGUGAGCAGCUCCCUGACCCUGAAGGUGACCAGUGCCUUGAGCCAAGACGGUGUCUCCUGUGAGGCCUCCAACCCUCUCGGGAACACCCAGCAUGUCUUCCACUUUGGAACCGUGGCCCCCCAGACCUCCCAGGCCGGCGUGGCGGUCAUGGCCGUGGCCAUCAGCGUGGCCCUCCUGCUCCUCGUCGUUGCCAUCUUCUACUGCAUGAGACGCAAGGGGCGGCCCUGCUACUGCCGGCAGGGCGAGAAGAGGUCUCCGCCACCUGGGGACCCCAAACUGAGCCACUCAGGAUCAGAGCAGCCGGAGCAGACGGGCCUUCUCAAGGGGAGUGCCUCCGGAGGAGCCAACCAUGGGAGUGGGGGCUUUGGAGAUGAGUGUUGAGCCUGAGGACCUUCCCAGAGGCACUCAUUGAACCCGACCUGGAGUCGCGAGCAUCAGAAAGCCAGCCCCGCUCACGCCUCCGCCUGCCCCCACCUUCCCGGCCUUCCCUCUUUGCUCUCUGGACCCUCCCUUCCUUCCUCUGUGGGCUGGGCAGGGAUCAUAGCAGCCUGGGAGGGAGGGGACCUUCCUCCAGGGAUUGUGACUCUCCCAGGCCCCAGAAUAGCUCCUGGACCUGAGCCCAAGUCCUGGCCUGGGACGAGGCUGGAGGGUCGGCUGGCUGGGGCUAUUUUUACCUCCUGCCUCCAUUGCUGGUCCCCCGCCUCCCACCUGACGUCCUGCUGCAGAGUCUGACACUGGAUUCCCGCCCCCUGCCCUGACCCCAUCAUCUGUGGACACUGGAGUCUGGAAUAAAUGCUGUCACCUAGACACCAUCCUGUGGCCAGAGCCGCCUCCUCUAGGGGAUGAGAGGGGAAGAGGGGUGCAGGUGAUGCUCUGGCCCUCCUGGCUCUCCCACCCCCUUGCUGGACCUCAGGAAAAAUCUGAUGUCAUGGAGAAAGAAAUGAGAGAGAGAGGAUGGAGGGUGACUCAGCUGGAAAAAUGUGGAGAAGAGAGGUGCUGGGGGUCCACAGGGAACUGAACCUGGCCCCUGAAGACCAGUGCCUUUGGGGGGAGGUGGGGUGCUGUCCCCUUAAAUAAAAAAUGCCCAGUCUCUCUUGCCAGAGGCCCAGAGGGAAUUGAAGCAUCCAGAGGAAAAGCUCUCUCUGAGCUGUAGAGUGGAUGGAAUUAGGGAUUUAGGCAUCUCCUCUGAGGACAGCCUUUGGCGGGGUGGAGGGGCAACUUGGAGGAACCCCCAUGAAGGGAUCUAGGCAGAGAGAAGAGACGGCAGAAACAGCAAAACAGAGACUUACCGCAGCGGAGGGAGAGGCAUUUGAAAGGAGGAUGGAGAGCCUAAGGGGGAGGUCAGAGGGAUGGGCUGGAGUUGCUCAGAAUAGAGAGAGAGCCACUGAGUCAGACAGAGAUGUGGGGAGAGAGGCAAAGACAGACAAAUAGAGACACGUCCUGGAUCUAUUUACUGUGCAUUUCCAGACCACAGCAAUAAAGCGAAGAUCAAAAUAAAGCAAGUCACAUGAA